This is a messenger RNA of Lodderomyces oxycetoniae, 1023 nucleotides long. RefSeq names its product putative ribosome biosynthesis protein (gene GDT1). The transcript has a single exon. NCBI's taxonomy places the organism in Eukaryota, Fungi, Ascomycota, Pichiomycetes, Serinales, Debaryomycetaceae. The record is from RefSeq and is a predicted model, not a curated record. Gene Ontology annotation, molecular function: calcium ion transmembrane transporter activity; manganese ion transmembrane transporter activity. The coding region runs from base 1 to 1023 and encodes 340 amino acids. Gene Ontology annotation, biological process: manganese ion transmembrane transport; Golgi calcium ion transport; Golgi calcium ion homeostasis. Gene Ontology annotation, cellular component: Golgi apparatus; fungal-type vacuole membrane.
AUGAGAUGGUCAAGAGUAAUCCUUUCACUUGCCUUGUUUAGUGUGACGCUGUUGGCUUUAGAAGAUAAGGAUAACCUUUAUUUGCCUGAUACUGAUGAGUUGUUAAAUGCCAGACCGCCGCAUGACAAAUCCACCAACAAGCUCGGAGUCAAGGUGCUUGAGGAUGAAGAUAAUCAUCCCACGCCAGAUAAUUUGAAACAGCCGUUGAAUCCCAAUAAGUCCGACACAACAGCAAGCACAAAUGUAAAUGAGUUGAAACAAGAGGACGAAAAUAACCAUCAAGAGGCUGGCUCUUACAACGCGUUUGUCAUGUCUAUUUCAAUGAUUGUAGUCUCUGAGAUUGGCGACAAGACAUUCUUGAUAGCUGCAUUGAUGGCGAUGAGAAAUUCACGGUUUGUUGUAUUCUCGUCAGCAUUCACCUCUCUUGUUUUAAUGACAAUUUUGUCUGGUAUAGUUGGCCAUGCUUUACCAUCUUUGAUGUCACAAAGAAUAACCCAAUUUUUAGCAUCAGCUUUGUUUAUCAUAUUUGGUAUUAAAUUGUUGAAAGAAGGCCUUAGCAUGUCGAAAAACUUGGGCGUUGAAGAAGAACUAGCAGAAGUGGAAGAAGAAAUUGCAUCGAGUAAAUUAAACACCCAGUUGAGUGACAUCGAGGGUGGGUCCAUGCCCGCCGCCCAAUCGCAAUCAAGGAAAGCAAAAUUUCAAGAAAUUGGACAGCAAGUUCAGAACUUGGCUUCGUUUGUAUUUACUCCCGUGUGGAUCCAAGUUUUCGUUAUGACUUUUUUAGGGGAAUGGGGGGACAGGUCACAAAUUGCCACCAUUGCAAUGGCCGCAGGAUCAAAGUAUUGGUUUGUCAUAUUAGGAGCCAUCAUAGGUCACGGUUUAUGUACUGCUGCUGCAUGUAUUGGUGGAAAGCUCUUGGCGAAAAAGAUAUCAAUGAGAAACGUUACUCUAGGUGGCGCCGUUGCAUUUUUGGUAUUUUCCAUCUUGUACUUUUAUGAUGCUUAUUACAAUACCGAAAGUUGA